GGGGUUGAAGGAGGCAGACAGGAAGGAGAGGGGGGGAGGAGGGAAAAAAGGGACGUACAGCUCUAUCUACCACUCUCACACGCGCGCUCACACACAACCCAGCGGUGAGGUGGAAGAGAGAGAGGGAGAGAAAGAGAGGAUGAGCGGCAGCAGCAGGGGGAAGAAGAGAGGAAAACAAAGAGGCAUCGCCGUGCACCAGCUCGCCGCGUGCCGCUGACGGCAAAGAGGACAAGGGGAAGCGAAGGACAGGAGCGAGCAAGGGGGGAGGACAAUAUAAGGGUCCGGCCGUGACUUUGUGACAUAGAGGGAGAGAGCGACGGAGUGGACCAAAGAGUCAAAGGAAGACCACAUUUGGUUCUUUUGCAGGGAGGGCACAGGAAGAGACAGAGGAGGAGAGGAUUGUCUGGCUUUUUUAUAUUAAUAUGAACGAUUAGGCUAUAUAAAUAGAGGUGGUGAUCAUCUGAUUGAAUAGAGACAAUCACGUUUUUCAAUGUAUGUCUUAUGAAAUAAUGUAUUUGUAUGUCCAGUUUUUUUUCAUGAAAUAGAGAACAACACUGUUCAUUGAAAGAACUUAGGUGGCUAAGAGCCACGAAGUAGCCGGUGAAAGAAGCACGGUUCUUCUCGGCCACGCUGCAAAUCUUUCACCAUGUGUUUGCGGUCCUUGCAGCAGAAAUUAAGCGGAGCAUUCGAGGGAAACUCAACUCAGACAUUGCUUGUUUAAUUAUCUCUCGUUAGCUGUACCUAAAACUGGCAUAUGCAGAGACAGAGAAACACACGCACGCACUGACAGUCAGUUGUUUGAUAUGCAAUCUGUGUUGCAGUGAGCCAGGUGCAUUGUACCUGCUACUGUAACAAUGGGAAUCAUUUUGAUGUAAUUUAUUUCACGGUGGACUAUAUUAUAACACGUGUGUGGAUAUGCGUUGUUGAGAGCAGUCCAUGAUCCCAUUUGAAAUGGCACCAACGCAAAGUAGACUGUGUUUAAGCCUCUGUCUGGUGCCGUCUAUGUUGGCAUGUCGACAUUGAUUAGCUAUACGGCCGGCGUGACGAUUGCAAAUCUUUAGACGUAUCUCAGAGUUCACUGCCGGCCACCGACCCGUCUGAGUUCCCGGGAAGCGUCAGCGCCGACACCGGUGAAGUGACGCGGGCAGAGCUGCUAUUAGGUACAGCAGAUCUCCUAGUGCCAGCCUUGUCAUCUGUUGUUUGGGCUGGAGAAUUGUGUCUGGCUGCAUUCCCUUCCUAAAUUCAAUUCGUCGCUAUAGCAACACGGUGGCGCGAGAACUUCUUAUUCCGUCCUUUUGUCGGGACGUUAGGGUGCUCGUGUGUUCUCUCAGCACCCAGUACUCCGUUACCCAGGGUUACCUGCUUGGUUAAGAAUGUCGGCUGAUUAGACUUGGAGCGCUGUGGGGAUUGUGGACUCGGUCACUCUGUAAGGCUUGUUCCGAGUGGUUGGAAAACCACUACAAGUUGACUUAUUUGCACGGUAUUCUCUAGGGUAGCUUGGUGUUGCUUCCCCCCCCCCCCCCAUUGGUAUGUAGUGUCUAGUAUGUGUUUGCUUUAAAUAUAGGCUAUGUGUGUAUGUCUGUAUUUUACAAAAACUGUAGGACACUCAGGCUCCGGGGUCUCUUCAAGGGACUCUAACCUUCACUGUGUUGCUCCAACCUGCACUAACUAAACAGUGAACACCAGGUCAAUCGUGAAUCUUAACAAUCUACACUGGUGCUCAUCCUUUGUCCUUUCUGUGGAAUUUGUUUCGCUCAACUUACAGCGGUGCCCUCAAACUGGUGCUCACCCAGGUGCUGAACUGGUGCUCACCCAGGUGCUGAACUGGUGCUCACCCAGGUGCUGAACUGGUGCUCGUCAGAGAAUGUCUGUGUAGACGGACUACACUGACGCUGUCAGCUUUUAAGCAGUUCAGACGGGCAGAUGAUCGUUUACUUUCCUUGCGUCAGGACCCUUAUUCUCAGUCAUUACCUCUGAUUUUUGGGGGUGUUGGGUUUAAAAAGCUGGCAUUUAACCACACUGCAUUAACAACUGGAGCACUUGUGAAGAACAUCAUUCUUUUCUCUUCUGUAUAUACAAAAACCGAUCAGCACCAGUUUUUAAGGGACACUGGGCAUUACCUCCACAGCACUGUUCAUACGUUUUAUUAUUAUUAUUAUUAUUAUUGUUGUUGUUGUUGUUGUUGUUUGAGGAGUUUUUGUGGAGUUUGUGUCUGCUGUUUUUUUUCUUUCUUGGGUUUACUCCUCUGGACUGGUUCCUCUCAGAGACAGUGUUAUCAUUGGUGCCAUGUUGCAUUAGCAUCAGACUGUUCCCAGCUCGGUGCACUGCACUUCUGUCCAAUGCACUCUUUUUCAAUUCCAUCAUUUCUGUUGGAAUUUGAUGCAAUUCUUUUCUCUUUUUUACGCACUCAGACACACAGCAGCAUACACACAGCUGCACUGUUUUAAACUCUCAGUGACAGGACAUAGGGUUUGAAUCCAUCAUUGGACACAACACUUCUGUGGAAUUAUAUCAUAACUAAGCUGAUCAUAUCCAACUUCUUUUUUUAUGUUACUAUUCCUAUAUGUACAAAACACGUAAGUGAUGAUUCACAACGGAAUGUAGCUGAUUCCUUUUCACACUUUGUUUGAUUGAACAGACCUCGUAGUUGCUUUGAAUCGGUCAUAGGCUGCUCAAUCACCCAGCACGGUCACAGAUCCUGAUCGUCUGCAUUGCCAGUCAGAACCUUGGAGGCAGCGCUGAUGUGUGCGUAUGUGUGUGUGUGCAGAUAGUGAUGUUGCUGUCCUGUCGACUUUAGCUUCCUGCCACUCAAACUCAGUCCAUCAGGAGGAGUAUCCGGGUGUUUGUGGGGACAUGCACCUUCUGCAAGACGGCAGAACUUAAGCGAUGACCUUUGUACCCUUCAGCCGCUUCAAUACCUACAGUUUGAGCUUUUAAAGAAGAAGGAGACAUAAAGACUGUUGCAAACAUCACUCACUGCUUACUGUGACAUUUUAGUCUGUGUCAGAGUAACAUUUUACUCCUGGACUUUGAAGAACAAAAUUACCAGUGGUUAUUUUCUGUAGUGUUCUUCUGCCGUACUCAGAUCAGUGGACACGGCAGACAACGUGUCUAUGAGGCAACAGUUAUUAUGAGUUACAUAACAGUGUGAAGAGGGGUAGUGUUCAUCUGUAUAACAUUAAUGUGAUUUGGGUCCUGACUAGAUUCAUUCUCAGGUGUCUAGGUUGGAGAUAUUGUGUGUGUGUGUGUGUGUGUGUGUGUGUGUGUGUGUGUGUUGAGGGGGUGUGAGGGACACGGUGGAGUGUUAACAUAACGAGGGUGUGAUUGAUCUCAUGGUCACGCCUAACGAGUCAAAGCUUCAGGGAUCCCUGGGAAGGGACUACAAAUUGGGCCAAUCAGGUUUCAUUAGCCUUCUAACAACAGCCCUGUGGAGCAUCAUCAUCAUUGUUCUGGACAGCUGGUGAUUCUUCUGUCUCUAUCUUUCCAUCAGCUCUCCCUCUCUCUCUCUUUGAAAGACACAGAAGCAUUGGUCUUACACAAAUUAGAUCAUAUUCUCAAGUUUCCGCACUUAAACUCAGUGAGCUAGGUCUGUUUUGGACGAGAACACGCUGUGUUAGGGACUAGAGACUAGUUCCGUGGUGCUGUAGUUCUUAUCAUAUCCACCGUGAGGUCCUUUCUUUCUGUGAUCUUCUAUGUUUACUGGUAUAAUUGGGGUUCACGGACCGAUUGCUGCAAACACAAGCCUGAGCUACACAGCCAUACUCCUCAGAGCCAAAGAGACUGCAUGGAGCUCUAACAGGACGGGGUGAACUUCAUCGAGUUCAUUGCUUUCUUCUUCUCUCGACCAGCCUUCUUUUUUUUUUUUUAUAAGUGUGAUAUAUUUAUCAGUCUUUGUAUUUAUUUAGUUGUAUAUAUUGGUUGAUUGUUGAUUGAUUGGCACACCUGAGGAUUGAGGUUAAUAGUGUGAUAAUAGUCAGAUAAUAGUGUGAAAGAGUAAAACAGAAACGGUAGUUUUUUUUAUAUUUUAUAAAAAAAACUAAAGUAAAAAGAAAAAGGUGAGCAGCAGGGCAGCCUGGAGAACGGCAAGGUAGACGAGGGAGGGGGAGAGGGAGGGGGCGAGAUUGUCUGGAAGAAGCGCCAGGAGGUGCUGGAGAGGGAGCGCGAGCGGGAGAGGCAGCGGGCGAGAGAGGCGGCGGGGUGCAUCGUGUGGCAGCUCCGUGACGGCUUUCAGGAGCCACGACGCAACGGGGAGGAGCAGCAGCAGCAGCGAGGGCGGCGGGAAGGGCAAGGGGGCGCGGAGAGAGGAGGAGGGGGGCGCGAGACGCAGCCGGAGGUGAUCUGGAAACGCAGGGAGGACGAGGAGGAGGAGAGGGCGCGGGAGAGACAGCACAUGGUAGGGGGCGAGAGGGCACAGCAGUCCAUCUGGAGGAAGAGAGAGAGAGAUUGACAGAAGCCCAUGAAGAGGAGGUAGGGAGAGGAGGGGACAGACAAAACCUGUGAAAGAGAGAGAGAGAGAGAGGCGUGGAGCUGCGUGCAUUUCCGGCGGAGCUCUCGGCUUACUACUGAGUGUGUGGGCUGUUUUGUGUGUGCGUGCCGGAUGGUAGCAGCUGACGAGCUGGGGCGUGAGAGUCCAGCGUUCCUAUAGUUAGAGUCAGACAGACCUCGGCUACUGUGUCCGUUGUGGCCUGGUGACGCCGGCUGUGCAGACACAUCGGCCCACUGCUUUGAUCCUGCUUCGGAGAAGUUGAGUUGAGCUGCACUGUGUGUAGUUCUCACUGUUCAGUCGAGAGUGUAUUUCUCCCUCUGAACAGGCUCUGUCUGCUCUAAGCUCUCUGGUACAUUUAGUCAAGUCUUAGCUCUUAGCUCUUAUACAUCCUCUCGCUUCCCCUCUCUCUCUCUCUUUCUGUAUUGAUCCGUCUGUUCAGUGCAUGGCCCCUUUUCCUGACUCUAGGCGACUAAUAGGCUUUUUUAUGGGGUGCUGUCCGACAGGAACCACUAGAGGAUAGCUCUGCACUAAUACACACACACAUACACACACACACACACACACACACACACACACAUGCAUAUAGCGUGUUGUAGGUUUUUUUCCCCAGACUGACAAUCAUCGUUGGAAGUGGUGCUGUAGUGAUAUUACUAUGCAGGCUCUGCCUUUUUCUCUUCCCAUAACUACUUCAGUAGUCUAAACUGAAACAACGGUUACAAUCCUUUUGCACUUCUCUAUUUUUCCCUCUCUUUUUGCACUUCUCACUCUUUCCUGUGUGCACUAUUUUUUGCUGUUUUUUUUUUUUUUUUUCUCUCCGUACUGACGUGGUCACAAACUGUUUCGAAAAACAAACUGUUGCGUUGAUGAUGAAAGCAUCAAUGUACCAAGAGACUUACAGGACAUUGAGUGAGAAGAGAGGCUGUCUGUGCAGUUCAGACGAGACUUUCAGGAGGCCGAUCGAAUAGCCUAUAAAGAACACCUCCCUCCUCAUCUCUCAACCCUGAUAGGCGCCAGAUGGAGCUGGUCCCUAAGACUAAGUACAGCCACUUCAGGAGCGAGUCCCUCAGCUCGACGGAUGAGAGCACCUCCUCCCUUCUGCCCUCGGCCCCCCUCACCCCUCUCACCCCCCUGGGCAUCCCCUCCUCGCUCUCGUCCUCCUCCCUCACCCCCAUCCUCCCGCCAACUUCCCCGCGGCAGGCGGAGAACAGCCCCACCACGCUCUGCUCCUUCUUCCCCAGGAUGGGCGCCCUGCGCCUGGGCGUCUCGGCCGGCCUGCUCCCUGGCCUCAAGGCCUCCAGCAGGCCGGGCCCCGGGGAGGCCCAGGCGGCGCCGGUGGCGGCCGAGGGCGGAGGGGGACGGGUGGGAGAGGCAGUGGUGGAGCUCCCCCUGGCCCCCCUGGCUCUCCCAGCGCUGGCCCUGCUAACGGACCCCUCUCUGCAGGAUAUGAACCGGCUUGGCGGAGCGUCGCGGCGCGUGCGCGUGGAGGGCGGGCAGCUGGGCGGCGACGAGUGGACGCGCCACGGCUCUUUCGUCAACAAGCCCACGCGCGGCUGGCUGCACGCCGACAAUGUGGUCACCACCACCGGGGUCUCCUACACCGUCAGGUAUAUGGGCUGUGUGGAAGUGCUGCAGUCCAUGAGAGCUCUUGACUUCACCACCAGAACUCAGGUCACAAGGGAGGCAAUAUCUGUGGUGUGUGAAGCCGUACCAGGUGCCAAAGGAGCUCAGAGGAGGAGAAAGGUACAGCCCACCACACGUUGCUUGUCCUCCAUCUUGGGCAAGAGCAACUUGCAGUUUGCAGGAAUGACAAUCAGCCUCACCGUCUCCACAAGCAGCCUCAACCUACUGGCAGCUGACUGCAAACAGAUUAUUGCCAACCAUCACAUGCAGUCCAUCUCCUUUGCUUCUGGAGGAGAUCCAGACACAGCAGAAUAUGUAGCCUACGUAGCUAAAGACCCUGUCAACCAGCGAGCGUGUCACAUCCUGGAGUGCUCGGAGGGUCUGGCUCAGGAGGUCAUCAGCACCAUCGGUCAGGCCUUCGAACUGCGCUUCAAGCAGUACCUGAAGAAUCCGCCCAAACUGGUCACCCCUCAUGACAGGAUGGCUCCAUUUGACGGUUCCGCGUGGGAGGAGGAGGAUGAAGAGGUGGCUCCACCCCCUGACGUCCCGUACUAUAAUAACUUCCCCGGGAAACAGCCCCCCCCUGGAGGCCUGGUGGACAUGAGGACCCGAGCGGGACACAGCACUGGGGCCACACUGCCCUAUGGUCAGAACGACAUUCACAAGCAGCCGCUGCCUCCCUUACCAGUUGGAGUGAAAGAAGGAGGGCGUGAAAUGUUUGAUGACCCUUCCUAUGUAAAUGUGGACAAGACCCGCCCCCCAACAUCAGCAGCCAAUGGCAACGCUCACAGAGAUGCUUUUGAUAUGAAGCCGUUUGACGAUGCGCUGGGCAUCUCGGGCUCGGUGGUGCUGCCCCUGGCCGAGCAGCUGCAGAGUGAGCCCUGGUUCCACGGCCCGUUGAGCCGCCGGCAGGCUGAGAGGCUGCUGACGCGCGACGGAGACUUCCUGGUGCGCGAGUCCGGCACCACACCGGGCCAGUACGUGCUGACGGGCCAGCAGGGCGGCCAGCCCAAACAUCUGCUGCUGGUGGACCCGGAGGGAGUGGUGCGAACCAAAGACCACCGCUUUGAGAGCGUGAGCCACCUGAUCAGCUACCACAUGGACAACCGGCUGCCCAUCGUCUCCGCAGGAAGUGAGGUGUGCCUGCAGCAGCCAGUAGAGCGCAGGCAAUGAGCGCCCACCCAGGGCCACGCCCGCAACCCACCGCCCAAUGAGGCAAGACCAGCAGUUGGCACGUUGCACCACCUUCGUCCCUCUCCCUCCACCUCCUCCUCCUCCUCACCUAACACUCCUUUGACUAGACUGUUGGUGGAAUCACUCCAUGUGAGGGUGAACUGCGCAAAAAAAGUCCUUUUAGAGCGAUGCAGUCAUAACUAAGAUACACCACAGGGAUGUUCCCCACCUUGGAAUCAAACAAAUGUUUCAAAGAAGAAGAAAAACCCGCCAAAAACAUGAUUUGACUGUGUGUCAAAUGACAUAGGUCAGUUGAAAACUGUAGUUAACUCCAAAGAGGACAUUUCAGUGAAAUACAGUGACAAAUGGCCUUUUAUAGCUAACCCACAACUCCAAAGACUUGUUGAUGUGAGGACGUUCUCAGCAAAAGGCUUUUGUUUUAUGUAUUAAAAAAUAAAAAACAAGAAUUAACUCAAGUCAAUGGAACGGAGCAAGCCAUCCACCACUGUUGAUGUCAAUGCCUCUAAUGAAUAUGCAUCCAUUUUCUACCUAGUAGACUCAGAGACAUUCACCACACACCCAUCCCCCUCAGCCCCAGACAGACCUGUGGGUCUGCAUCUGGCCAAAACACCCUAUCAGAAAGACUGUUGAGAUAUUUUUCUUCUUUUUCCUAUAGGAAAGAUGAACCAUAUGAACGGUCACUUUAUCCCCAAUUCAAAUCUGCUCCCCAUAUGCAAGCUGAGGGGGCUUGAGUGUUUUUUUUUUGUUUUUUUUUAAUUAAGUAUUGAUGCCAUGACACUUCCGGUAAAGUUUAUGGAUAAAGGGAUUUGUGUGGGAGACUAUGCUCUGUGCUUCCACAUCUGUUGGAUUGUCCUUGAGGAAACUAAGGAAGGAAUGAUGGGAAGAAGAACCUUCCUCACCACCUCCGACACCCACGGCCCUCUUAACCUUCCAGGGAUGCCUGAUCCUACCCCCUUACCACAUAGGACCCGCUUUUAGUCAGCCACUGAGAUGCCUGGUCUAAAUCACAGCCACCCCCCUCCCCCCUAAGGGCCCCCCCUCAGUGAUGCCUCUGCCAAAGCUGGAGCAGGUGAGGGUGCCCGGGUGGGUGCCCGGGUGGGUGCCAGGGUGCAACCAGGCCUGGGUACUCGGAGACUAAACACUGGCAAGGACAAUGCGAGCAGUUGGAGGAAGCGACUGCUGAGGGUGUAACCCAGAGAGUGAGACUAAAUACUGCGCUGCCCUGAGCCAAUCACGACUCAGCAUGGGCCUGUUUAUGAUGUCACCUCAAAGGGAAAAAAAAAUCAACAUCUGUACAGUGAUGUCAUAUGAAAGCGCCUCAAAUCGUCGCAAAAGAUUUAAGAAAAGAAAAAAAAAUCUUGGACUUGUCAAUUAAAGCCGUGUCGCCUUUUUUUUUUUUUUUGUGAAAGAAAUUCCAUGUUUUUUCAGCAUCGACAAUCUGUGUACAUAUGUGCAUGUAUGUAUCUUUUAGGGAAAACAUGAAGAGACUCCACCGUAAACAUACACACACAUACACGCGUGUAAAAUACAUACACACACAUACACGCGUGUACCUUCAGCCAUAUUUGCUUUCACGCUCGCACCAGAAUAUAAAAAUGCACGUUCUAUGAAACGUAGCAUUGCGCUCUGCAUCACAACUGCAUAUCUCGGAAGAGAGAAGAAGACAAGAAGAGAAAUUGAAACUUCAAGUGGAAUUCAGCAGAUUGAAUUGCGCAGUGUCUGUGGAGGAAAGGCGACAGUGAUAUUCUGCUCUCUUCUCCUCCCCCCAUCUUUUCUUUUUGUAUUUCUCUCUGAUUGUGCCUUUAUUUUAAGAGGAAACUGACCUGAGGUUGAAGUGUGCAGUAAAUCAGAAAGACAAUGACAAAGAAAAGAAAGCAUAUCCAGGUUAGAUUCAGGUGAUGGUAAUGCUUGCCCCCGAUUUCAAACUCUCCCCAUUUCAGCACACUCACCCUUCUCCUUACAAUGCUGGGGUGUUACUCUAAAAAAAAUAAUCAGUUACAACAGGAAUGCAUUUUUGUUUUUAUCAACGAAGUUCAUUUUAAUGUGGAACAUUUGGGUCGAUGACCAUUGUCCCCUCACUGGUGUAAUUGUGUGGUCAGUCAGAAAAGGCCUAUUCACAGGCAGACGGUCGCUGACAGUCAGUUAGGCCAUCCUGCCACCACGUUUAUACAGCAACACAAGCUGCUUUUAAAGAGAAGUUUGACAAUCUGUUUCAUUUGGCCACUCAAGCUAAAGCUCCUUUAAACACCAAAAAGUGUUUGGCUGGGAAUGUGCUUGAAACCUUAAAUGCGUAUAAUACCUCACAGUCUUGGUUAAUUUGGUCCGAUUUGAUUAUAUUUAAUUAAAAUUCCCAAUUUAUAGAAGAAUGUGUGAGCGCACCAAAAUAAUGACAUUGCAAUAGUUUAUAACUCUUAAAAAAAAAAAUGCUUGAUGGUGUGGUAUCACCAGUGGUCAAAUCUGAACUGUUACCAUGACAAUCAUGGUGUCACAAUUGGCAUGCAGCCAGCGGCAGUAGAGUGGCGUAAUGUUGUAGAUGAUGUAGAUGUAUUACUGUACAGAUAGCCAUCAUUGUAGUGUCUGUACUUUACCUUGACAGACUCUUGCCUCUUGCACAGGAAAACGGUUUGCUGUGUUUUUCUUUUUUUUUCUUCUUUUUUUUUUCAUUUGUUGUGCUCAUACAUUUUUUUUUCUGUCCUCAAAAGAAAAGAAAAUCACACUUUGCUCUGGUUUGGUCAAAGGUGGAUUUUGAAAAUGGGUCGUAAGGGCCUGGAAGGAGCGAUCUGGUGCCUUGCAGAAAUGGACUGUGUCAUGAGUCGAAGCGGAAAGAGUCAAUCGAUCCUGAUGGACUAAUGGAUGGAUUUAGCAGGGAUGAUGAGGGGAGUGAUGUCAUCCUGUCACUGAGGCCUUCAUUGCAUGCGAAACGAUAUCAGUGUUGUCGUGGUGAUGUUAUUGUUCUUUGCUGAUGUGUGUUGUAAUGUUAUCUUUCUGUUUCUAAUUUCCAAGCCAAAGGUUAGUUUUUGAGUUAGUCAGUACAGAUAUUUCUGUUUUAUUUUUAUUCUGUUUUAUUACCCUUUUUACAUUCUUGUGUUUGGGAAAAGUUCAUGUUUACACUUGUAUCUGCAAAUAUAAAAUCACAUAUAUCAACCAUC
Messenger RNA from Clupea harengus (Atlantic herring), 10449 nucleotides. RefSeq names its product SHC (Src homology 2 domain containing) transforming protein 1 (gene shc1). Gene Ontology annotation, biological process: intracellular signal transduction; cell surface receptor protein tyrosine kinase signaling pathway. NCBI's taxonomy places the organism in Eukaryota, Metazoa, Chordata, Actinopteri, Clupeiformes, Clupeidae. The record is from RefSeq and is a predicted model, not a curated record. Gene Ontology annotation, cellular component: plasma membrane. Gene Ontology annotation, molecular function: receptor tyrosine kinase binding.